Messenger RNA from Corylus avellana, 2220 nucleotides. Lineage: Eukaryota; Viridiplantae; Streptophyta; Magnoliopsida; Fagales; Betulaceae. The record is from RefSeq and is a predicted model, not a curated record.
CUUCUUCUUUAAUCUUUAUGCCCCUCCACAGUUUGAAGAUCCAGAAAUGAAAGAGGCAAGCUUCGUGGGCACCCUUGUAUCACCCAUUUCUCCAAUGAUAAGCCUCAUCUGCAUCCUCGUCUUUUUCUUUCUACUUAGAAAAUCCUAUGGUGCGGACGACCCACACUUCAUAAGGUGCAGUGUUCCCAAAAAUUGUGGCGAUGGCCAAAACAUAACAUUUCCCUUCUUCAUCCAAGGUAGCCAGCACGAAAACUACUUUUGUGGCCAAACUGGAUUCCCGGUCUCUUGCAAAACCAAUGGCCAACCUACUAUCACCAUAGCCGGUAUCAACUACACCAUCCACCAAAUUUUCGACCAAAACCAGACCAUUCGCGUCUCAAACCCUGACUUUUCUAAUUCAAACACCGAUUGCUUUUCUUUAACAAAAAACAUAUCCCUUCCCGGUGUACAAUUCGAGUUAGUACCAAAUCAAAGCAAUCUAUUUCUGCUUUAUAAUUGCAGCAAUAACUCUUCGUCGCUUCCCAGUGAUUUACAUUUUUAUACCGGUUGUCAUGGGGAAAAGAUUCUGGCCCUGUCUCAAGGCGACCCGAAGCUGGGAGACGUGUCAAACGAGUGCAAAACUCGGGUGGUAGCACCAGUUGAAGCUACUUAUGGGGUUGAGAAUAACGAUGAGAUUAGAGGGGCCCUGGAAAAUGGGUUUUGGCUGAAAUGGAAGGCCACCACCGUCUGCAGCCUUUGCGAGGAAAGUGGAGGGUUUUGUGGGUCCGAGGUCGACGGCAACAGUAGCUACGGUUACCGGUGCUUCUGCGCCGAUAGACCUCACCGUGUGCGCUGUAAAAUUCCUGCUUCUGUUGCAGGGAGUAACAAAACGAUACUGGCGAUAGCAUUAGCUAUAUCUGCUGGAAUUGGAGCUGUGAUGGUUGUAAUCUGCUGCAUCAGGGGAAAGUUCUCAUCCAACAAAAUUAUUUAUUUUUGGAAGAAGGAAAGUCGAAACCAUCAAACUAUCAAGGCCUUUCUAAGGAACCAUGGGCCUAUUGCUAUUAGAAGAUACAGUUAUUCAGAUGUCAAAAAAAUAACCAACUUCUUUAGAGAUAAAUUAGGCGAAGGGGGAUAUGGUGGUGUCUACAAAGGGAAGUUACAAGAUGGUUGUCUCGUGGCAGUGAAGGUUCUGAAAGAAUCAAGAGGUAAUGGAGAGGAAUUCAUUAAUGAGGUUGCAAGCAUUAGUAGGACCUCCCAUGUCAACAUUGUUACUCUUAUGGGCUUUUGCUUUGAGGGUUCCAAAAGAGCUCUCAUCUAUGAGUUUAUGCCAAACGGAUCUCUCGAGAAGUUCAUAUAUAAAGAAAAUCCCUCAAUGGGCACUAAUCGUCAAUUGGAAUGGAUAACAUUAUACAAUAUUGCACUUGGCAUUGCUCGAGGAUUAGAAUACUUGCAUAGAGGUUGCAACACAAGAAUCUUGCAUUUUGAUAUAAAGCCUCACAAUAUUCUUUUGGAUGAGAACUACUGUCCAAAGAUUUCUGAUUUUGGUCUUGCAAAAAUAUGCCCUAGAGAAAAGAGUAUCAUAUCAAUCUUAGGUGCAAGAGGGACUCCAGGAUAUAUAGCUCCAGAAGUAUUUUCUAGAAAUUUUGGUAGAAUUUCUCACAAGUCCGACGUUUAUAGCUACGGAAUGAUGAUUUUUGAAAUGGUUGGAGGAAGAAGGAAUAUAAAUGUCGAGGUUGAUCGUACCAGUGAAAUAUUUUUUCCGCAUUGGAUUUAUAAGCGUCUUGAACACAAUGAAGAUCUAGGACUGCUGGGCCUUAUGAAUGAAGAAGAUCACAAAUGUGCAAAGAAGAUGAUAGUAGUGAGUUUGUGGUGCAUACAGGCUGACCCUUCAAGCCGACCACCAAUGAGUAGAGUUAUGAAUAUGUUGGAAGGGAGUCUUGAAUCCUUGCAAGUACCAUCCAAGCCUUUUUUGUCUUCGCCAUCAAGAUCACCAGAAGAUUCUUCGACAACAAGGGGUUCAAUACAGUAUGAUUCUGAAAUGCCUUUAAAUGCAUCUUUUCUUUAAAAAAAAAAAUUCUAAUGUUUGAGUAGCAAGUAGCAUCUUUUAUUAGUUUGUGGAUGUGUGUUACAGUUACAGAAUUAAGUAACAUUGAGUGUCGAAACUAUGGGAUGAUAUAUGCCGUGAUAGCUUCCAUCAUGAAUUUAUAUUGCCGUGUCAGAUCAAUUUUCAAUGGGUCGUUA